AACGAUCGGAAGUUUAGCAUCAUCAACCAAUUUUAAUGCGUUGUAAAAUGAAUUUCGUCGUAUCAAUUUAAAAGAUGUAAACAUUUUAUGAAUGUCUCAUUUGAAAGAAGUCUAACAGUGAAUAAUAGUUUACUGUCAAGAAAUUUUCCCGACUCGCCUUCAGAGAUGACGCGACCAUUUGGUCUAAUCAUUAUUGGGAUCUGCAAAUCAGUGCCACUGAAGCAAUCUAAAAUUAAUGUGUCAGUUCAGGGUUUCAUAGCCAAUGUGGAAUGUCAACUGUCCUACAAGAAUGAAACCACAGGACCCAUACAAACCAGUUUCGUUUUUCCAAUGGAUGAUAUGUCAGCUGUAUACAAAUUUGAAGCUGACAUCAAUGGAAAUCACAUCAUCGCAGAAUGUCAGGAAAAGGAUGAGGCGAGAAGAACUUACGAUGAAGCAAUUUCUCGAGGACACACGGCAAUGUUACUAGAGGAGGAAGAUACAGCCGGUGACAUCUUUGAAUGUAAACUUGGCAAUCAGCCAGCCGGACAGACAGCUGUAUUAACAAUGAGUUACGCUGUAGAACUAUCAUAUCAGCCAGGUGGGGCAGUUAGGUUCACAUUACCUACUGUUCUUAAUCCUAGAUACAUGCCAGUUGAUGAAAGUGCAAUUGGAAACCAGCCAUCUCGUGGAGAAAUUGACAUACAAUAUCCCUGUCUUCUGACGUUUAAUAGCACCAUUACAGGACGGUAUAGAAUAAGGUCUGUAUCUAGCUCCAAAGACAAACUGAAUGUGACCUACAACUAAUACAAGACAUCAGCUGAUAUUCACCUUGUCGGUUCAUUCAACUUUGACCAUGAUUUAACCUUUGACAUCCAUUAUCAAGAUCCAUAUAAACCCGAGGUUCUGAUUGAAAAUGGAGAUCCGACUAAAGAUGGCAUGCUGAAGGAAGAUUUAUUAAUGGUCAAUUUCCUGCCACAGUUUCCAAGUGACGGGUCAUUCUUUUCCAGUAAACGAGAGUUUAUAUUUGUAAUAGAUCGAUCGGGUAGUAUGCAUGGUGACAGAAUAACAAAAUCCAAAGAAACACUACUACUGUUAUUGAAAAGCUUACCAAUGGAUUGUCUCUUUAAUGUCGUUUCAUUUGGAAGUCACCACACUUUCUUAUUUAAAAAGAGUGAAGAGUAUAAUGAGAAAACUCUUAAGGAUGCGUUGGUUCUCCAAAAGCAUUUAGAUGCAAAUAUGGGUGGAACAGAAAUUUUACGUCCACUAACGCAGAUAUAUCAACAAAUGGCUAAAAGCGCAUACCGAAGACAGAUAUUUCUUUUGACAGACGGCGAGGUAGGAAAUACAAAUGAAGUUAUAUCUCUAGUCAAGCAGAAUGCCACAAAUACUAGAGUGUUUACAUUUGGAAUAGGCGAAGGUGUGUCAACAAGCCUUAUCAAAGGCAUGGCCAAUGCAUCCAAUGGGAAAGCGACAUUCAUUAGAGACAAAGACAAUAUGCAUGCAAAGGUCAUGUCAGUUAUGAAAUGGUCAAUGGAGGAUUGUUUUUGUAAUGGUAAAGUUGAGUGGCACUUACCACCUGAUUACAAAGUAACCACUUUACCAAUACAGCCACCACACGUCUUCAGAGGAGAGAAAUUAGUAUUAUUUGCGAUGCUGAGCUUUCACGACAAAGAAAGAACAACAUUAGGUUCUGUAAAUUUAAGAGGAGAUCUUGGAGGAAAAACUAUUACUCACAGUAUGGAAAUAGAUGUCAAACAAACGGCACAUAUUGAUCUUCCGCUACAUCGGAUUGCCGCUAAAUAUCAGAUAAAAGAAUUAGAAUUAAAUGAUAACGAUGGUUCCAAUAAGUGGCUCAUUGUAUUAGCAAGCAAAGCUGCUAAUGUUGUAUCUAAGUAUACAUCAUUCAUCGGCGUGGACAGGGAAACUAGAGUUCCAUUAGAAUUACCACCUGAACCAAUGAUUGAACCUCAUUUUUACAAUAUGUACAUACCUUCGUAUGCUACAGGGGGAGCACCUCCACUUCCAAUGUCACGACCUUUUCCACCAACUGCCUUCGCUUCUCCACCACCAGGCGGUUAUCUACCGACGUAUGGUUCAGGACCACCGCCACCACCUCCACCACCUAGCGGAUAUCUUCCAGCGUAUGGUUCAGGACCACCACCACCACCUCCACCAGGCGGAGUUUUUCCGAAGUUCGGUUCAGGACCACCACCACCACCUCCACCAUCGUCAGCAACUCCUCCAACAAACAGAACAGCUGUGCCUCCUCUCCCUCGAAAGCUUACUACCCGGUCAGGAACUACAGGCAGUGAUUCACAAUUACCGCCUGCACCGCCUCCAUCAAUAACACCUCCUGGAGCGAGUAUGCCGCCAUUUAGAUCAAGACCACCACCACCUGCUCCACCAACAAGCUCAGAUGGAGUCAACAUAUCUAGCGAAAUGGACGAUAUGAUGUUACUGGUUUCAUUACAAAAUUUCAAUGGAUCCUGGUCGUCCUCCCUGGAGAUUGGGAACAUAACUUUGCUGAAAAUCAAUUUACUUGACAACGACCGAUAUGCGGAAAAUGUUUGGUGCACCGCUAUUGUAAUUAAGUUCUUACAAAUGUUUUACCCAGACCUUCGAGAUGUCUGGGAGAUGAUUCAGAUGAAAGCACUGCAGUGGCUUAAUUCGCAACUCAAAGAAGACCAAACAGUUGACGAACUCUUUCAAGAUGUUGAUGAUGCUUGCAUUGUUUAAUAUUGCAAGAAAUGAGACAAGGGAUUUAUAUGCUCAUCAUACAAGCACUGUAUUAUGAAAAAAAAAUCCAAUUUAAAUGAGAGGAUGUCUUUUAUACGUUUUUAAAUAGAUUAUUAGUCUCAAAAUAUUAAGCUUCAUUUUAAAUUAGAUAUACAUAUAUUAACUGUGAUUCAAAUGUUUAUUAUUAUAUUAUGAAAUAUGCUUUAAAUGAAACUUCAAAUUUCUUAAGACUGUUUUCGAUUUAUUAAAUGCAUUCCAAUAAAGGACCAAGAAGAUUUUCAAAUUUCUAUUGAAUAAAGAUUUUUGUUGGAUUCUGUUAAACACUAAAAGACUAUAUAAUAUGAUUAACAAAUUUGAAAAAAAAAGUUUGAAUGUAUUAGAAGAAAUGAAUUCCGAAAACUGUAGUAUAUGUAUUUGAAUGAUAUUUUUGCAAUAAAGUUUAUUCGAAGGA
This is a messenger RNA of Mytilus californianus (California mussel), 3169 nucleotides long. RefSeq names its product von Willebrand factor A domain-containing protein 5A-like. The record is from RefSeq and is a predicted model, not a curated record. Bases 919 to 2718 code for a protein of 599 amino acids. NCBI's taxonomy places the organism in Eukaryota, Metazoa, Mollusca, Bivalvia, Mytilida, Mytilidae. The transcript has 17 exons.